Molecule: messenger RNA, 1491 nt
Organism: Coffea arabica (coffee)
Lineage: Eukaryota; Viridiplantae; Streptophyta; Magnoliopsida; Gentianales; Rubiaceae
Source: RefSeq, a predicted model, not a curated record
UACAGCUCCAUUCUUGCGUAUAUAGAACAACGACAUCUUCUAGUUUCAGCGGCUAGAUUUUGAUAUCUCUAUGGAGAAAACAAAACCAUCCCACCUUCAAAUCCAACCGCCAACCUAUGGAAGCCUAGCAACCAUUCUAAGCAUCGACGGUGGUGGCGUUAGGGGGAUUAUUCCGGCCACACUACUUUCUUUCCUUGAAGCCCAACUCCAGGAAGUGGAUGGCGACGAUGCAAGAAUUGCAGAUUAUUUUGAUGUGAUAGCCGGAACAGGCACAGGUGGCCUUACAACUGUGCUAUUGACAGCGCCAGAUGAAAAUAACCGUCCUCUCUAUACUGCUAAAGAUAUAAACCACUUCUACAAACAGCAAUUGCCUAAGAUUUUUCCACAUACAAGGGGAAAAAUUGCUAGAUAUAUCAGAAAUACAGUCAGAUCGGUAACGGGUCCAAAGUACAGCGGCAAGUAUCUUCGAAGGUUCACCAGAGACAUCCUCGGUGAGAAGCGGAUGACUGAUUCCUUGACAAACGUUAUUAUUCCUACGUUCGACAUCAAGCAGCUGCAACCAACUAUUUUUUCCUCUUACGAGGCUUACAGCUCUGCAGGGUUGAAUGCUCGGUUAGCUGACAUCUGCGUUAGCACCUUUGCAACUCCGACUUACUUUCCUCCCCAUUAUUUCACAACCAAGGAUGACGCCGGGAUUGUUCGCGAAUUCAAUCUUAUUGAUGGUGGCGUUGCUGCAAGUAAUCCGUCACAGAUAGCCACAAGCCGACUUGCCAAACACGUUUUUGGCAGAAACCCGGAUUUCCUUCCUAUCAAUCCAAUGGAUUACUGUCAUUUCCUAGUUAUAUCUCUAGGCACAGGUUCUGGGAAGGUGCAGAAGAAAUAUAACUCGAAAAGGGCUGCCAAAUGGGGUGUUUUAGGUUGGUUAUUUAGCGGAGGUUCAAGACCCAUUGUGGAUGCAUUUACUCAAGCCACUGCAAGCAUGGUCGAUUUCCAUCUUUCUUCACAUUUUCAAGCGCUUCAUUCUGAAGAUAAUUACCUCCGAAUUCAAGAUGACGCAUUAACAGGGACAGAACGAUGCCUCGAUGGUGCGGGGGAGAAGAAUAUUGAGAGACUGUCAAAAAUUGGAGAAGACUUGCUGGAAAAACCGGUUGCAAGAGUUAAUCUGGCGACAGGCCUCUCUGAGCCUGUCAAUAAUGGGGGAACAAAUGCAGAAGCUUUGAAUAGGUUUGCAAAAUUACUGUCAGAUGAAAGAAAACUAAGGCAGUCCAAGGCGUUGGUGGGAGCAGCAAUCACCCCCUAGAGAUACACAACCAUUUUUUACCACAUCAACAAGCCAUGAAAGUCUGGAGUUACAGCAUAUUAUUUGAUUGCAUGCCAAAUAAUUGUUUUAUUCGUUGAUUUAUUCUUUUUUUUAUUGUUUAAUGAAGCCCUAGAAGUGGUGGAACAGGCCUUUUCAUCUAAUUCCUUAUAUAAUCUUAUUGGAUUCAAUUC